CAUCAUCGCGUGCGUCUUGCACGACCUCCCUCGCUCAUUGCCCACCCGUUCUUGACGGUGGCCGUGGAAGGCAACGAGUCUCGCUGGCCUGCUGCUCUUCCUCGCUUGCAGCAAGGUCCAGGCAUUGUAGGAGCGAAGAGACGCGUUGUUGAAUGGUUAUGGUCGAGCCUGUCUUGGCCUCCAUCAACUCCCUACUGGCUUAUCCUGUACCACUACGCCCUGCGUUAGCCCACUCCGCCUUCCGGUCUCUUUCCGCAUCCAUGCACCCUCAGUCCUACAACGCCGUCUCCUCCCGUUCAAAACGCGCAAAGGGAAAGCAAAGAGCACUGCCAGACACAGAUUGGUUCACAGAUUCCCAGUGGCUUACUCAUAAUCAUUGCAGUAAACGUGUAUCUCCCUUUCCUGACCCUCCUGAAUCGCCAAUACGACAUCGCAUCCAGACACAUCUUCGUCACCCCACACGCCCAUCAUUGUCACCAAGCUCGUCCACCAUCAUCCCUGCCUUCCGGUCGCCAUGUCGCGUGCACGUCCGCUACGCCUCCGAUUCCACCCUUCUCGCCACUCGCAAAGCUCUCCCCGUCAACGUCUUCGACCAUUUCGUACGGGACCAGCCGAUCAAAGGUCACCCAGUACUCCUUGAUGAGGCCUGGAGGGCGUUCGAGACCCUUCGCGAUCAAAACAACCGGUCCAUAUCUUCUCAUUCGACCCUGUCCGCCUUCGUGGACCGCGCUCUAACCGAAGUAGAGAACACGCUCCUCUCAGAGGAUGACUCUGAGCAGUUUCAGGAAUGGAUGGAGCGACUGCAACCCCUGGUCGAUGAGUUGGGUUCUACAGCUAAACUUCGGCACCAGCAGCAGACCUUUCACUGUCUCUCAGCUCGAUGCCUUGCUCUCUCUGCCGACACCGCUGCCGCGCUUGCCGCUUGGAAAGAGUUCAAGGCAAGGAAACACCGACGGGGGUUCGACCCAAUGGAGCUUCGGAUGAUCAACACCCUUGUCCAUGCCCUUGACCUGCAUGGCGGUCCCGAAAGAGUACUCGACUUCGUGGCCCACGAAUACGAGACUGUAGGUACACUUGUCCUUUCGCAGGAAUACCGAAGCGGUAGAUCGAAGACGGACUUGCGCUCUGGCCCAGACUACGAUAGGCUCUGUCAGACCGUGUUCUUGAUACUGGAUAGGAUCGAGUUCCCUGCAGUGCUUGUCGCCAAUCGGAGGGAGAUAGGCAGCGAGAUGCGUCGAAAGAACGUCGGCGUCGUACUUGUUCUUUUUCUCAUACACAGGCGAGCAGCAGAGGAUGCCGUGGCCGUGUGCGAGGAGAUGUAUUCACAACGCCUCGAACUUCCCCACUGGGUCACGCUUCGAUUAAUCCGCUCUCUCGUUCGCAACAAUGCCUUUGAGAUGGCUAACACACUCUUCGCUCGUGUAAACAAUUCGCUACCACCGGAAGAUCAAGACUCGGUACACGUCUUGUCCGCGGGACUUCACUUAUUCUCCCAUCAAGGCGAUAUUCAACGCACGGAGCAGUAUUUCGAGGCUAUGAAGGCUCGGGUAGGCCUCGAACUGCCAGCCAUAAACAUGUUGCUUCAAGCGCACGCUGUCAAUGGUGAUGCCACGACCGUCGUACAACUCUUUCGCACCUACUUUCCUGACUCAACCGCCGACACUCCCGACCAACUUCGUCCCAAUAUCAUCCACUAUUCCACCCUCAUCCUCGCCCACGCCAACGCACGAGAUUUUGUCGGAAUGAACAAUUGGUUACAGACCAUGAUCGACGCCGGAUUCGCACCGGACCAACAUGUCUAUGGCCUCCUCAUCCAGAGUUUCGCCUCUCGAGGCGAGCUUGAGACCGUCGCAAGUAUCAUGGACCAGAUGCGCGAGGCGGGCCUCCGACCGAGCGCUGCGACGUACACGACCGUCAUCUCUAUGUUGUCGAAGAGGAAGGACCCCGUUGCGGCCGAGGCGAUGUACAAACGCGCCAUUCGCGAAGGUAUCUUUCCGGAUCGACAUAUGAUCGCAGCGCUCAUGACCGCACAUAUGGAGGCGGGCUCGUAUCGGGGCGUUAUUAGGGCCUUCGACUAUCUCGUCUCGUCAAAGGAUCGACAUCUUCGGCCACGCAUCGGUGUGUACAACAUCUUGCUCAAGUCGUACGUCCUCCUUAGCGCACCGUUCGAGAUCGUGUCGGGGGUGUUUAGUAGGAUGGAGAAGGCGGGGCUGAGACCGACGGUUCAUACGUUCGCUAUCCUGAUGCAGGCGGCGUGCGUUGCCGGGAGGAUGGAGAUCGCGGUCAAUAUUUUCAAUGAGCUCGAGCGACUGGCCGCUCAUUGGGAGACCGGACUGCACAUCAACGUUUAUGCCCUCACAUUACUGAUGUCGGGAUACCUUCGACUGGGCGACAAGAUCAAGGCGAAGGAGGUCUACGACAUGAUGUUAGAGCGCGGGAUCCAACCGACCUCGAUGACAUACGGUUCGAUCUUACGAGCAUACGCACAGGAGGGCACCGAGGAGUCUCUGGAGCUCGCGAAGGAAUUCUUGAAGUCGUUGAUGUCUUCCGAACCGAAGGAUAGGACGUGGCUCUACGCUGCCGGCUCCCAACGUGGCUACGAGAGCAUCUACGCACCCGUGAUGGCCCAACUCGGCCGACUUCAACGUCCAGAAGACGUGGAGGACUACUUCCAGGAGAUCAUCGAGGCCGGAGGGGAGCCCACACUCCCCCUCCUCACUCUCCUCCUCAACGCCUACCGCGUCGUCGGCAACAUCCCCGCUCUACGUCAAGUCUGGUCGCAGAUCCUCCGUCUCGGCCUCCGCCACGCACAAGUCGACUCCCUCUUCGCCUCCUCCACCGAUUCCUCCGAACGACCACGCCUAGACCUCCAACGACAAGCGAACGUGCUCUGCGUCCCGCUCUCGAUCUACAUCGACGCGCUCUCCGUCGCGGGCUAUCACGACGACGCGGCCGAAGUCUGGGCGGAAGUCAAAUCGCACGGGUUCGCGUUCGACUCGCAUAACUGGAACCACCUCGUCGUCGUCCUCGUCCGCGCAGGCGAACCCGAACGGGCCUUCCAAGUCGUUGAACGCGUCAUCCUGCCCUAUCAACGCCAAACCGCGAAGAUCGUCGCAGAGCGGGACGACAACCCUUCGUCCCCACUGACGUUCGACGACGAGAUCCCGUGGGAGGAAUUGAGUCCCGACGUCGAUAAACCGCUGCGAGCGAAUAUGAAUCCGAAGAAUCGGCCCGCAGCGACGAGGGUGAAUCGCCGACAGGUGGGCAGCGAGCUCGCGAUGGCCGCCGAGGAGCGUCCGAACGAUUUCGCGCAUCCGUUGCAUAUAUUGCAGCAGGUCUAUCCUUCGUGGAAUCUGUGGAGGCCGCACGGGGCGACGAUGAGUCUGCUCGGGAUGGUGCUCAAUCAUCUCGAGUCGGGGAGGUUGGUCCAGCCGGUGAUGCCGCCGGAGGAUGUGAGGCGGUGGAAGCAGGAAGUGGGGGACGAGGCGGAGGUGGCGGAGGAGGUGUUGGUGAGGAUAUUGGAGAACUGUCCGGAGACGGUUAGUGUGGUGAGGUCGUUUGAGGACCGGUUGAGAGGACGGGCGGCGAUGUCUGAGUUUAUCAGGGAGAGGAGAGGAAAUCUGAAGCCUUCGUGAUUUAUCUUUUCUCUCUCCAGCUUCAGCCUGUGGCAGUCUGGCCGUCCGAUAUCAAACACAUCUCGACUUCACAGCCCUCCGUUCUCCUUUUCUAUUUCUUUUUUUUUUCGAUCUAUUGAUGCUUUCGCUUUCGAGUUUGAGUGCCCUGUACGCUGUUUGGUUCAGGUGAGAUGAGGGUGGGAACAAUAAGUAAGUAAGUAAUUAAGUACAUAAGUAAUUCAAG
Stereum hirsutum FP-91666 SS1 is the source of this 3858-nucleotide messenger RNA. RefSeq lists its product as uncharacterized. The transcript is spliced from 3 exons. Bases 153 to 3635 code for a protein of 1160 amino acids. Lineage: Eukaryota; Fungi; Basidiomycota; Agaricomycetes; Russulales; Stereaceae. Gene Ontology annotation, molecular function: protein binding. The record is from RefSeq and is a predicted model, not a curated record.